AUGGUUUCAGAAUGGUGGCAGGAUUAUAAGAAUCUCUUCUCCUUUGCCAAUCGUACUUUGGAAAGCCUUGACGGUAUGAAUGCUUGCUUUCACCUCCUGAAAGAGGGCUCCCCAGUCUUCAGUGAUGACUCUGUACUGGUUCGGGCCAGGAUUCUUCAGGAACUUCAGACCGUUGUGGCAGAUGACAGGGUCGAGGUUCUGGCAGCGGACAGCCCACAGCGCCUUGCGGUAUUAAGAAUGUCUUACGCCAAUUGGCACGCGGUGGGCCAGCACGGCCAAUCCUUCAGAGCCUUAUGGACCGGGGUCCGUGUGCAGGGUGACAUUGUCAUCUUGGACACGACCACGGGACCUGCAUUCUUGACGUCGGAUGUUGCAUUUCGUGAGCAUGAAACCAUACAAGUCGCAGAGCUGUUCAGCGGGGGUUUCGCCGGCUGGUCUCAGGCUUCCUGGAUUAUCUCCAAUAUGGGUGCCCCGGUUAGAACCAGCUGGGUUUUGGACAUAGAGGACCACCUGUUGCCUCCCCUUCAGGCCAUGGAUCCUAGCUUGCAGAAAGCAGAGAGCCGUCGGGAGCUUGACGCAUUGGACGUUGAGCAAGGCCCUGUUGCACUGCUCGCCAACGCUGAGCAUACUUGGUGGCACGGCAUUUGGGCGCGAGCGGCACCCCAUUUGCUUGCGGUUUCGCCCCCUUGCCAACCAUGGAGUGGGGCCGGAAGUGGCCAAGGACUUGAGUCGCCUGAUGGACGCUUGCUCUUGCUUGUGGCAGCGGUCAUGACAGUGGUCCGUGUCCCCGUUGUCUGCAUUGAGGAAGUUGCAGGGUUCUCGUCACAUGUGCAUUUCGAUGUAGUCAUGGCCGCUUGGCGUGAGGCCGGGUAUGACCUGGUGGCACGGCAGGAAUUGCAGCUGGCUGAGGUUGCCCCUACUUGGCGCCGCCGCCUGAUGCUGAUUCUGGUGCACCGGGAGACUGGUCCUCAGGUGCCGGACAUGCCUUGUUUCGUGCCUUGGCAACCAGUGCCGCGCCCAAGCUUAGCGCUGAUGAAGGCCUACUUCCCGAUCCUCCCAAGUGGGCUUGCCACACCGUGUCAGUUGAGCCGGGAGUUGCUGCAGGUGUAUCUUGAUCCUUGGUACAUGCCGCCGAAUCAGAAAACUGAUGCCGCCUCGGUGCGUGCCUUCCGGCUGUGUAACCCACACCAACGGGCUAAAUGUUUCAUGGCGGCGUACCACAGACAGCAUGAACUCCCUGAAGGACUCCUCACCCGGGGCGGUCUCCUUUGCAGUCUGCUUACUGUUGGCGAGGACACGCGAUUCUUCUCUGCCCCGGAGAUUGCUUCCUGCCACGGCGCAGUGAGGACACAACUCUUACUCCCUGAUGAUGAGCAGUCUAUGCGCAUACAUGGAAACGCCCUGGCAGUGCCCCAGGCUGCUUUGACGCUGUCUAAUGCACUGUGCUGGCUGGCACCGCACUUUCACCUAGACCCCGCUGAGGUUGUGCGCCAAUGCCUGGAGGCAAGACUGCAUUGCCAGAAUAGAGAGGAUUGGACCCCUCCAAUGCAGAUCAAGCGUGCAACUGUGCUGAACAUUCCGACUGUGUCUGCCCCCGCCGCCUGUCUGAGUGCAGGCGUUGCCAAUCGCCAGGGUGUGCGGGACCUCUCCUUGCUCUACACGCCUACUGCUCGGGUGUUGAUACAUAAAGCUUGUCCAGAUGUGCUCCACCAGCUCCGCUGGGUCUUCGAAAAUUGUCGGGCGCAUGGUCUAAGUGUUGCCUGCCUCACCUGUUACGGUGUGCCUCUGCCGGCAGUUUGCGACUUUCCAGAUGCCGCCUUCGUGGUUACUGAAGCCGAUGAUCUUUUCUUCCGGGCCCUUCAGCUUAGAGUGGAGCCCCAGCAUGCUGUUGAUUGGUGGUUGCAGUUGCCUUGCCAUCUUCUGGAGUGCCUCGGUUGGCGAGGUGCGUCUGCUGACCCCUCCGACAAGGAGGACAUGUGCGUUCAAUUCCAGGCCGUUACCUCCACGCCUGUGUUGGCCCUUCCACAGCUCAAGUGCUACCUUCGCGAUUUGUACUACCUGUCCCAGGUUCGGGCGGAUGCUCGGCACGAAACUUCGACAUUGUAUGGUCGGCUUCUCUGGACGGGUGAUGUGCCCGGGGAGCUCACAGCUGCCUGUCUUGCGAAGUUUUGGCACAAUGCAUGCAGGUGUUUCGGGUGUUGGCCGACCGCCCAGCUUUACUCCGGCCCUUUCCCAGUCGACUAUGCCUGCCCAGUUGAGCAUCUCGCCGCCCGUGGCCGGGUUCAACUCAAAGGCCCACGCCGGCUGUUGGCCCUCACGGUCCUUCCCGAGACUCGUGGAGGUGGCGUCAAGGACGAGCAAAUUCAGCUCGCGAAGAGCCGGUGUGCCAGCUUGCUCCUGGAUCGGGGAGUUUCCCUCGCUGAGGUCAGUGUUGCUGUGGAUCGAUUGGUGAGCGUGUUGGGUGCCACUGCCUGCUUGGAGCCUUUGUCCUCGGCUGCUGCCUCCCGCUUCCAGCGCUUGAGCCAGCUUGCCCGCGCCGCCAACAUUGAUCUCCCGCCAGGUGAUAACCGCACAGAGAAAGCUGCCCAGCGUAUUCAGAAGGCCGUGCGCCGCAGGCGCCUCCAGCGAACCGAAACAGUGCUCGCCUCGGAUUUCGAGCUGCUUCCCUCAACAUGGUGUGGCAUCGAUGAUCAGCCAGUGCCGGUCCUCACUAAGGUGUGCCACGGCUGCUCGGGUGUCUUGCUAGUUGAUGCCUCUGUUGCCAAUCCGCAGGAUAACGCCCUUUUGCAGAACAUGUGCUCAGAGGCAUUGUGCUUGGUCGUUCCAGGCCACAAGUGUCCAGAUCCGGACACGUGUUCCGGGACUUGCAAUGCGCCGGUGCAGCACCGUGGAACUGGCAAAAAACACCUGUUGGCCGCUUGUUACCACAAUGUCGGUGAGACGGACAUCCGCCCCUUCAGUGAGCAUUCCGUUCAGGUUGACCUGGGGGAUACGGUCUGCUGCUCCUUUGCCAUGUACCAGGAUGAGACUCCUUCCGAUGACGUCUGGCAGGACAUCUCUAAGGCCCCGGUUCGUGCUGUGGCAGACCGCUUCAAAUCGCAGGGGAUCGCUCAACCCCUCUCCCAACCGUGGGGGCGGUCCUUUCGUUGCAAUGGGCGCCCGUGCCAGCCCCACUUGUGUGAUUCCUUGAUGUUCCAUGCCAAAGUGCCCGGCCACAUCCUCAGCAAAGUGCUCCAGUGCAGCGGGUUCAACCGGGUGUACGUUUUGCCCCGUACUUGGGACCGCCAGUUGCUGGCAGGGUGGUCCGUCAUAUGGCUCAAAUGUGGCCGUGCCGAGGUGGAAAAGCAAGCCCUCCUUGUCCCUGGCCAGCACGGCAUCGUUCGUGGCAAGUCGAAGUAUGGCCUUCGGGUGAGUGCCACAGCCUUCGCAAAAGUGUUCCAACAAUUGCGUCCAGGUGAGCCCGUCCCUAUCGCCGUCGAUACAAAACUGCUUUUCAAGGUGGGCCCGCUGCCACCUGCGGCUCCGGCCGAUGCACUGGUUGAAUGGGCGAGCCGUCUUCCAUGGCAGAUCAAAGUGCUCAAAAACCUUGGCCCAAGGUUCUGGCUUGUCGGGGCCCCGCAAGCGCCUCCCACGUGCACUGCCCGUUUCAAUGAGUCUAUGGUCCUGAUCUCUGCUGUCAAGAGCAAAGACGUUCGAGCACCGGUGGUGCAGGCAGGCGGUUCCGUUCCCCGUGCCCCGGCUAAGACACCUGCCCCGACUGAUGUGGAUCCUUGGCUGGAAAGUGAUCCGUGGAGCACCUACCGCACUUCGCAAACGCCCUCCUCCCAGGCUUCCGCUCCGGCACUUGCCGCGCCUUCUUGCGUCGAUCUUCAGGUUGCAGGUCGCCUUCAGGAGCAGGAUGGCAAGAUUGCAGAGCUUGAGCGCUGCAUUGGCCAGUUGCGGGACGAACAGCGCCAGGCGCAUCACGACUGGCAACAGGACCGCCAGGCUAUGUCGCAGGAUCUGGUUAAUGUGCGCAGUGAGGUCCAAGGACUGGGGGCAGGCUUGCAACAGCAACUUAAAACCAGCAUUGACAGUCUCCGGGCUGCUCAGGCCCAGCAGGACCUGCAAAUGAACCAGGGCAUGGCUGAGCUCAAGUCGUUGUUGUUGGCACAAGCUGAACACAAGAAGCCCCGCCUGACUGGGGACUCGGACCUGUGA
This is a messenger RNA of Symbiodinium sp. CCMP2592, 4200 nucleotides long. NCBI's taxonomy places the organism in Eukaryota, Dinophyceae, Suessiales, Symbiodiniaceae. The record is from the annotation of a GenBank genome assembly.